This is a messenger RNA of Eublepharis macularius, 1062 nucleotides long. RefSeq names its product vomeronasal type-2 receptor 26-like. The coding region runs from base 1 to 1062 and encodes 353 amino acids. The record is from RefSeq and is a predicted model, not a curated record. The transcript is spliced from 3 exons. Lineage: Eukaryota; Metazoa; Chordata; Lepidosauria; Squamata; Eublepharidae. Gene Ontology annotation, biological process: G protein-coupled receptor signaling pathway. Gene Ontology annotation, cellular component: membrane. Gene Ontology annotation, molecular function: G protein-coupled receptor activity.
AUGGCCUCCAUUCUGAACAUUUACAAGACACCACAGGCACUUCCCCUUUCUGUCUGCAAUGACCACUGCCAUCCCGGCUACAGCAAGAAAAAAAAGGAGGGAGAGAAAUUUUGCUGCUAUGACUGCAUCGCAUGUUCAGAAGGGAUGGUGUCUGAGCAGAUGGACAUAGAUACUUGUGUUGAAUGUCCAGAUGAUCGUCAUCCCAGCAAAGACAAUAACCAAUGCAUUCCCAAGGUCACAAGCUACCUUUCCUAUAAAGAGACUUUAGGGAGCAUCUUAGCUAUGUUAGCUAUUACUUUCUCUCUGGUAACAACCUUGGUGCUUGGAACCUUCGUGAAAUACAAGGAUACUCCCAUCAUCAAAGCCAACAACCAAAGCCUCACCUACAUUCUCCUCAUCUCCCUCCUCCUUUGCUUCCUCAGCAACUUGAUCUUCAUUGGUCAGCCAAGGAAGAUAACCUGCCUUCUCCGCCAAACGACUUUUGGCAUCAUCUUCUGUGUGGCCCUUUCCAGUGUAUUGGCCAAAACCAUCACUGUGGUUCUGGCCUUCAUGGCCACCAAACCAGGAUCCAAGAUAAGGAAAUGGGUAGGCAAAAAAAUGGCAUAUUCUAUUGUUCUUUCGGGCUCCUUUAUUCAAACACUGAUUUGUACUCUUUGGUUAAGUACUUCCCCUCCAUUCCCAGAAAAGAAUAUGAACUCAGUGCCGGAGACAAUCAUACUAGAAUGUAAUGAGGGCUCUGUUACUAUGUUUUAUUCUGUCCUUGGCUAUCUUGUAUUUCUGGCAAUUGUGAGUUUCACUGUUGCAUUCCUAGCUAGGAAGUUACCUGACAGUUUCAACGAAACCAAAUUUAUCACCUUCAGUAUGUUGGUCUUUUGCAGUGUUUGGUUUUCCUUUGUUCCAACUUACCUGAGUUCCAAAGGGAAAUACAUGGUGGCUGUGGAGAUCUUCUCCAUCUUGUCCUCCAGUGCUGGCUUAUUGGGUUGCAUCUUUUUUCCUAAAUGCUACAUCAUUUUGCUGAGGCCAGACCUGAACAGGAGGGAAUGGAUAAUGAAGAAAGUGUGA